Messenger RNA from Microtus ochrogaster (prairie vole), 1861 nucleotides. RefSeq names its product trafficking protein particle complex 13 (gene Trappc13). NCBI's taxonomy places the organism in Eukaryota, Metazoa, Chordata, Mammalia, Rodentia, Cricetidae. The record is from RefSeq and is a predicted model, not a curated record. The coding region runs from base 352 to 1590 and encodes 412 amino acids. The transcript is spliced from 12 exons. Gene Ontology annotation, cellular component: TRAPPIII protein complex.
GGAAUCAGCUAAUCCCCGCCCCCGACUCUGCCAAAUUUGAAUAAAAUAGACUACAAAUCCCAGCAUGCCACUCGAGUAUUCCCCCACCCCCCCCACCCCGCGGAUUUGGAAGCCCGUAUAUUGUCAGCUAAAAGUGGCUCUUUGAAGUCAGCCUGUGUAAUUCUGAGCGUAGGAAUGGUCUUCGUAAAGAGAUUUUCACUGGGGCCGAAACGGAUUUAAUGCAAAGAAAAUUUAAGUUAUUACGAGCAGAAAGAAGUUGGGCGUGCUUUUGACGCCGGGCCUUCCGGGACUUGUGCUUUCCAGUUUCCUUCCGAUCCAAGGGUGAGCCACUGAUCAGAGGUGCCUGUCAAGAUGGAAGUGAAUCCUCCGAAACAGGAGCACCUGCUGGCUCUAAAAGUGAUGCGAUUAACUAAGCCUACUUUGUUCACCAACAUUCCUGUAACAUGCGAAGAGAAAGACUUGCCUGCUGCUUAUCGACAGGUGACUUUAUCUGAGGAAGGGUGCAGUAAUCAAGAUUCACCUUUAACUUGGGCCACACCUUCUGCUGGAAGUCUGUGUAAGGACUUAGAAGAAGGAAAUAUUUGCUCUUUGACUGCUUGCCCUCGCCUUGCCAGCAAGUCCAUUCCUUCACUGGCGGAUCUUCAGACAAGUUCUCAGCGUUUAAACCUUUCAGCCUCCAAUGCUGCCGUGGCUGAGCUUAAACCCGAUUGUUGUAUUGAUGAUGUCAUACACCAUGAAGUCAAGGAAAUUGGAACACACAUCUUGGUGUGUGCUGUGAGUUAUACAACUCAGGGUGGAGAAAAAAUGUACUUCAGAAAAUUCUUCAAAUUUCAGGUCCUCAAACCGUUGGAUGUGAAAACCAAAUUUUACAAUGCAGAGAGUGACCUCAGUUCUGUGACUGAUGAAGUCUUUCUCGAAGCUCAAAUUCAGAACAUUACAACCUCACCCAUGUUUAUGGAGAAAGUUUCACUGGAGCCGUCAAUAAUGUACAAUGUAACAGAAUUAAAUUCGGUGACCCAAGCCGGGGAAUGUGUAUCUACAUUUGGAUCCAGAGGAUAUUUGCAGCCAAUGGAUACACGCCAGUACUUAUACUGCCUAAAGCCCAAGAAGGAAUUUGCAGAAAAAGCUGGCAUCAUUAAAGGCGUAACAGUCAUUGGAAAAUUGGACAUAGUGUGGAAAACAAACCUAGGUGAAAGGGGACGGUUACAGACCAGCCAGCUUCAAAGAAUGGCUCCAGGUUAUGGAGAUGUUAGGCUAUCUUUAGAGGCCAUCCCAGAUACCGUGAACCUAGAAGAACCUUUCCAUAUUACCUGUAAAAUCACAAACUGCAGCAGUGAGAGGACGAUGGACCUGGUCCUGGAAAUGUGCAAUACUAAUUCUAUCCACUGGUGCGGGAUUUCGGGAAGACAGCUAGGAAAGCUGCAUCCAAGCUCCUCACUCUGCCUGGCCCUGACUCUCCUGUCUUCAGUACAGGGGCUCCAGAGUGUCUCUGGCCUAAGACUCACUGACACAUUCUUAAAGAGAACAUACGAAUACGACGACAUUGCGCAAGUCUGUGUGGUCUCGUCAGCCAUGGAAGUGGAAGCCUAAGGAAAAUUCCUAAUGUUAAAUUUCUUGUUUAAUUACAGAACUGUUCCCUGUAUUUUGUCAGCUUUGUGAAAUGAUGAAUAGCAAAAAUAAGUAUAUGUUAUUUAAAUUUGUUUUCUGUAAAACAGUUAAAUAGUAAAUAUUUGUUGUAGAAGCAGUGGUUUUAUCUUGUGAGUUGUACUCCAUAUGAACAGAAUGUUUCAGUGUUUUCUACACAUAUUUCACCCUUUAAGAUAACUGUCGGCUUUUGUUUGUAACAAGCUCAAUUCUUGAA